This is a messenger RNA of Danaus chrysippus (African queen), 786 nucleotides long. Lineage: Eukaryota; Metazoa; Arthropoda; Insecta; Lepidoptera; Nymphalidae. The record is from the annotation of a GenBank genome assembly.
AUGGAUAUCAUAGUCUUAACAAUUUACACGUUUAGACAGAUCGAGUUGGCAGUGCCUAAUUUACUGCGAGAACUUAUAAUUCGUACAACGCUAUUGUUGGUAUUAACCGUUUUGCAUGUUAAAUAUCAACCUGAAGCAAUCUAUAUAACAGAUGUAGAAAUGAUAAAUGAGUACAGAAAACCCAGAAGAGACUCAUACGUAUCUCCGUGGGCAAUGAUGCUAUUGAUUAUAUUUGUCCCUCUAAUAAUAUUGUCUCUUCCAGCCAUUCUUGUAAGAAAUACGGAGACCAUUCAGCCUCUACUUGGAUGGACCCUGGCUCUCUUAUUGAAUGGUAUUGUGACGGAGGCAUUGAAACUGUUUAUGUGCAGACCACGCCCGGAUUUUUUUUACCGUUGUUACCCUACAGGAAUCGUUUCAUCAGAAUUACAAUCAGGCGAUAUUCAAGAUAUCAUCGAAGGAAGGAAGUCUUUUCCGAGCGGUCACAGCAGUUUUGCGUUCUGUUCGCUCGGGUUUCUAAGUUUAUGGUUAAGAAAAAGUCUUUGUGCAACGAACGAUAAUACUAUAAGGAUAAAUAUAUUAUGUGUUACACCUUUACUGGUGGCGUUUGUGAUAGGCGUUAGCAGAUUGUGUGAUAACCAUCACCAUUUUCAAGAUGUGCUGGCUGGUUGUGUUAUUGGAACACUGAUCUCGUACAUAUGCUACACUCUAUACUCUCCCGAAAAUAGGCUCCAUAACAGAACAUCACAUAUCCAUUACGAUAUGUCAGAAAUGCAAUCGACAUCUUGA